Molecule: messenger RNA, 3647 nt
Organism: Ananas comosus (pineapple)
Lineage: Eukaryota; Viridiplantae; Streptophyta; Magnoliopsida; Poales; Bromeliaceae
Product: eukaryotic translation initiation factor 3 subunit I-like
Exons: 3
Coding region: 677-1006 (109 amino acids)
Biological process (GO): cytoplasmic translational initiation
Cellular component (GO): eukaryotic translation initiation factor 3 complex, eIF3m
Molecular function (GO): RNA binding; translation initiation factor activity; protein binding
Source: RefSeq, a predicted model, not a curated record
GUUUUAUUUAAUUAGUAGAUGAACUCGGCUAAGACUUCGAGGAAAAAAGGAAAAAGGAAAAAAGAAAAAAAAGAAAAAUGUGUUCGUUAAUGGUUUUGGGACGUUGAGCGAGUUUAGUGUGGUGCUGAUAUUUCAUAGUUCUGACCCGGUCUCUGCACUGUUUUUUUUUAAUUUAUUUUUAUUUUAUUUCGUGUUGGGUCGAGAAGUGAAAUUGUUGACAAAUUGGAAUGAUUUUUUCUCUUUAUUCUUUUAUAGCGGAUUGUGGAUGUUUAUAUAUUUUCUUAUCUCUGCCUUUUGCUGUAUUCCUUUCAGCGGAUUUAAUUUCUAGCUUUUGUCUAUCGCGCGUCUUCUCAUUGGGAGCGCUCUUGGGUGGAGGCUGCGCGUCAAACCGGAUCUAUUCGCAACCCUCAUCGGAUUCCGUUUACCCCAAGCAGGGAUAUUAUUAUUAUUACAAUAAUAAUCUAAUCUGGGUACCUAGCUGACUGUAAAUACGCAUCGACCCUUCUUUACCCGUGCUAUCGCGGCCACCAUCCUUCCCCCGUUCUAACAAACCCUUCUCUCAUCUUCCAUUCCCUCCUUUUAGAUUUGAGAUUUUAGGAAGAAGAAGAAGAAGAAGAAGAGAAGAGAAGAGAAGAGAAGAGAGGAGGGAGAAAGAGAGGGGGGAGAGGGGGUAACGAUGAGGCCGAUAUUGAUGAAGGGGCAUGAGCGGCCCCUGACGUUUCUGAGGUACAACAGGGAGGGGGAUCUUCAGUGUUACGUAUCUGGGACUCCUGAGACCGGAAAGCUUUUCAAGGAAGCAGGCAAGGAUUCCGGCCAUCAGAAAACAAUAACUCCACUAUCAAAAUCUGGAGAUGGUUCUCAUUUCCUCACAGGCUCCCUGGAGAAAACCGCGAAGCUGCGGGAUGCGAGGACGCUGACUCUUCUGAAGACGUAUGCGACUGAGCGCCCUGUCAAUGCUGGAGCAAUAUCUCGCCUCCUUGAUCAUUUACGCACCCAUACAUUUUAACCUUGUUAUUUUCUGCUUUGGAGCAUUUGAUUGUCACGCCAAUCUUCUGUAAGAUCUUUGUUGACAAUUUAAGAAUUACAUGAGAAUCAAACCAAAUGAAAAAAAAAAAGAGAAAUAGUUCAGUGUUGUUCUGUUUAACUGAUUGGUUGAAACAUCCCUCGGAGAUAGGCUUCAUCAGUAAAUGAAUCAUAAAAAUUCAUUCGUCUGGUUAAGAAAGGUUACGGUUCAUCUUGAUAACAUAGCCUAUUGACCGUGUGGAGUGAAUUCGUGCAUCUAUAUUCUGAUUCAUCUGGUUGCUCUCCGGAGCAAACAAAAGAUGAAAAACUUUUAGUGUCUCUGUUGGGAGACCAUGUGGCAACUUUUAAAUGUCAUUCAAUUCUGCAUGUUACGAAUCUACUCCUUUAUGGCUAUGCAAGCCUGAUAUAUUGCAGUUUUAAAUCAGCUUAUUGCUCAUGUGCGCUGCAAACUAGUAUGUCAUUUUGCUCAGCUGACCUCUCUUGUACGCAUUGUUACUACUUUUUCACGUGAACCAAGUUCUCUAUUAUUUACCUCGGCUUCUUCUAUAAUUUUCUCUUAUCUUGUGAUUGGAGGUGGUCAAGAGGCCUCACAUGUCACGUCAACUGAUCGUCGUGCAGGUAAAUUGGAGGCCAAGUUUUUUCACAAGGUGAGCCUUUUCUUCUUUCUUUCUUUUUUUCUCUCUUUAUUUACAUCUGUAGGAUUUGCUUAAAUCUUCAAGGUAUUGAGUCUCAACUUUCAUGCAUUUGAGAAAACAUUGGAAAGUACACCUUGUGUUUUAUGACUAAAACAGAUCCUGCAAGAAGAAAUUGGGCGUGUGAAGGGCCAUUUUUGGACCAAUAAAUGCUUUGGCAUUUAAUCCUGAUGCAAGAAGGUUCUUUCUCUCAUUCUUUUCUUUGCUUAUAGGAGAUGUAAUAUAAAUUUCUUCAUCAACAAAAAGACUUGAAUUUCUGAACGCAUCAUAACUAUAUAUUUGUGUGUCAGUCUCUUUUGGCUACCAAUGGAUUCUGGUUUUGCAUUAGUGGCUCAAUGAUUAUAGCCAAUUAUAUUGGCAAUAUACGCUAUUCUGAGAAUGUUUAAAUACUUAUGCGGACAAUUGAGAAUAUGAGAGCUACUUGCCAUUUUUCUUGUCAAAGUUUAUUGUUUUGAGAGGGUUUAUUGGCAAUAUUAUGCUAUUCAGUUUUAGUUAUAUUCCAAGGUGUCAUUGAUGUGGAUUUUUGAGAUAUUCUAAAUUGGAUUUUUCUUGCUUCUAUAUGUUUACUUGUCAUGUAAUGUUGUAUGUCUUUCGACAGUUUUAGUGCGGCGGACUUUAUUAUAGCAAGCUGAUAUUAUCAUUCUGUGAACUUAGCUGUCAUUUCUUGUGAAACUGAAGCUUUAAAAGUAGUAAGCAGGUUGAUUUUGCCGUUGCUUAUGUUUCUUCACAUUAACCUGUAGCCAAUUUUAUUGGCAAUAAAUGCUAUUCUGAUAAAGUUUUAUAAGUCUUAUGCUGACAAUUGAGAAUAUGAGAGCUACUUCACCUUUUUCGCAAAGUUUCUGUAGUUUGAGAUGAUAUAGUGCCUUUACUACAUUAUCAGUUUUAGUUAUCUUGUUAGUUGUGAAUGAUAGGGAUUUUUAAGAUAUCCUGAAUUGGAUUUUGAAAGCGCCAAUAUUUUUAUUCACUUACCUUGUAAUGCUGUUUUUUUUUUCCUUUUUCUUUUUCUGAUUUUUCGCACCACAAGUUCUGUUGGUUGCUGAAAUUUAGAGUGUUUCAAUUUUAUUUUUGUAGAAUCCAUUUUCUGCCUCUAACAUUCCAAUUCUUUUCGAUAACUUUUCGAGUGGUGGCGAAGAUGGUUAUGUUCCGCUGCAUUACUUUGACCCCGACUAUUUCAACAUCAAGAUGUAGCUCUGGCUCACGAUCCUUCUGACUUGCAGAUGACAUUUAGUCAAUAUUUUUCUCUGAAUUUUGAAUUGCAGCCUUUCCUUCAGGUGGAGUGAGAAUGCAAAUGACAUUCUGUAUUAGUUUUGCAGCAGCAAGCACUCAAGUGAAAAUCGGUCGCUUUCGAUGAACUUUUUGCCGCAAUAUUCUUAUAUUAUGCAUUAAGCCCUGUUCAUUGGUCUUUGUUAAAUAUUGUCCAUAACCGACUGUUUCUAGAGCAAGUGGCAAAGGAUUUGGUGGUUGGUAUCCGAGACCCAAGUUCGAAUGCUAGUUGAUUCACAUUUUCAGCUAAGUUUAUUUCUAAAUGACCAUGCUACCUAUCUCUCUCAAAAAAAAAAAAAAAAAAAAAGUUAAAUAUUGUACAUGUAAAGAAUUUGUAGUGAAUUUUCAUUGUGUAUUUUGGUCAUGUUGCUUCUCAAAAUGUAUUGCAAGUGCCUGCGAUGAGUUUUUUAUCCAGAAGGAACAUCGACAAAUUGCAGCAUGCUACAUAGGGAGUAUUAUUUUAUUUUAUUUUAGUUUAUUUUUUAUAACUUGUGUAGUUAAAUUUUGUUUUUGCAUGUGAUUAUACCAGUGACAUAAUUUCCCUCAGUGUGAGGAUGUAAUUAACAUGGAAUUAGCUUUAUUUUCUUCUUUCUAUUAAACUCGCUGUACACGAGUAAGAUGAUGGUAAACAUUCGCAAAGAAGAUCUCAAUGGCAAAGCAAUUCCUAGU